CAGGAGCGGCAGGGGGAGUCCGGGGGUAACAGAGCGCUACGGUGGGCACACUCCGCUGUGGAUUCGCGCGCUGCACCGCCCUGCGUCUUUCUGCACGCUCUGCUCGAGAUCACCCAACCCCCCACCCCCCACCCCCGUUACACGGGGGAGAGAGAGAGAGAGAGGAGAGAGGAGAACAGAAGGAGGGAUAAGGAACAAUGCUGACGCUUCUGACCGCGAUGUACCUGGUUGUCCGGGCGGCUUCAGCACAGGCUGAGCCCAUCCGUGUGCUGGUGACCGGCGCUGCCGGCCAGAUUGCCUACUCUCUGCUGUACAGCAUCGCCAAAGGAGAUGUGUUCGGCAAGGACCAGCCAAUCAUCUUGGUGCUUUUGGACAUCCCGCCCAUGCUGCCCGUCCUGGAUGGGGUCGUCAUGGAGCUGCAGGACUGCGCUCUCCCACUGCUCAGAGAGGUGAUCCCCACCGAUAAAGUGGAGGUGGCCUUCAAGGACCUGGACGCUGCCAUCCUGGUGGGCUCCAUGCCCAGGAAGGAGGGGAUGGAGAGGAAGGACCUGCUGAAGGCCAACGUAGCCAUCUUCAAAACACAGGGAGCCGCACUGGACAAGUAUGCCAAGAAGACUGUCAAGGUUCUUGUGGUAGGAAACCCGGCCAACACAAACUGUCUGAUCGCUUCCAAGUCUGCUCCGUCCAUCCCUAAAGAGAACUUCUCCUGCCUGACUCGGCUGGACCACAACAGAGCCCGCUCACAGGUGGCGAUCCGUGUUGGCGUGUCCUCUGACAAGGUGAAGAAUGUGAUCAUCUGGGGAAACCAUUCGUCCACGCAGUACCCGGAUGUCCACCACGCCAUGGUCGACCUGCAUGGCAAGGAGGUGGCGGCCUUCGACGCUGUGAAGGACGACACCUGGCUGAAGGGAGACUUCAUCUCAACGGUGCAGCAGCGUGGGGCUGCUGUGAUCAAAGCCAGGAAGUUGUCCAGCGCCAUGUCCGCCGCCAAGGCCAUCUGUGACCACAUGCGGGACAUUUGGUUCGGGACCCUUGAUGGUGAGUUUGUGUCCAUGGGUGUCUACUCCACUGGGAACUCCUACGGUGUUCCUGAUGACCUCAUGUACUCAUUCCCUGUCAUGAUCAAGAACAAGUCCUGGAAGGUGGUGGAUGGUCUGCCGAUUAACGACUUCUCUCGUGGCAAAAUGGACGCCACGGCAGCGGAGCUGAUCGAGGAGAGAGACACGGCGCUGUCCUUCCUCGGAGUCUGACUAGACGUAUCCACGGCGACGGGGCAGCACCAAGACCCUUCUAACCCACCCCACUCACAACUGUAAAACUCAGACCAACUCCAGCGCUGCCCGUAAGAGAGAGAGGGAGAGUGUCUCUAAGUGUGUGUGUGUGUGUGCGUGUGUGUGUGUGUGUGCGUGUGUGUGUGUGUGUGUGUGCGCGCUCGCAUCAUUUCACAACUGUGAGGGUCUGUGUUAAAGUAGCGAAUGCGCUGGGUCUCACAGGACAACACCUAGAGGAGAAGCUUUUCAGGAACGGGAGCGCACAUUGUCCUGAGCGAUGUAACAAUACUUGUUGUCUUAUCAAUAAAAGACAAGACUUA
This is a messenger RNA of Pygocentrus nattereri (red-bellied piranha), 1591 nucleotides long. It is a transcript of the gene mdh1aa, whose product is annotated as malate dehydrogenase 1Aa, NAD (soluble). The record is from RefSeq and is a predicted model, not a curated record. Bases 198 to 1250 code for a protein of 350 amino acids. Gene Ontology annotation, molecular function: L-malate dehydrogenase (NAD+) activity. The transcript is spliced from 9 exons. Gene Ontology annotation, biological process: malate metabolic process; tricarboxylic acid cycle; oxaloacetate metabolic process. Gene Ontology annotation, cellular component: mitochondrion; cytosol. Lineage: Eukaryota; Metazoa; Chordata; Actinopteri; Characiformes; Serrasalmidae.